This is a messenger RNA of Clunio marinus, 1527 nucleotides long. NCBI's taxonomy places the organism in Eukaryota, Metazoa, Arthropoda, Insecta, Diptera, Chironomidae. The record is from the annotation of a GenBank genome assembly.
AUGAAAACAGCAUUCAUGAACCAUCAAAAUAAAUAUUAUGACAAUUUACAUCCCAACUCUGUUAUAUUCAGAUUGGUACCACAUCAUGAUUUAAUGAUUCAUUCGAAGACAAAGAAACCAUGUAAACCAAGAGAGUUGAUUAAAGGAUCGUCAUAUCCAGUUCCGAUAUUUACGAUUAAUUAUGAGAGAAAAUUGAAAGAUCCAGCAAUGAAUUUAGUGUGGAAGAAAAAAGAUUUUGCUGAGGAAAAGCGAAUAUUCCACCAUCGUAUUAAAGAUGAAAAAUGUUUAUCUGGUGAAAUUAGUGAAGGAAUGAUCAAAUACAUAGAGCAAAUGGAAUCCGACCCUGCUCCUAAUGUUGGAACUGAAUACGACUGGCAUUUUGCAGGAGGAAAUUUAAUUGACCUAACUGUACAUGACAAAAAUUAUCUCGCACAGCCUUCAAUGUGUAGUAACUUCGGUGUACGAUUAUUGUCACCAAAAUCACAUUUUAUGUACACAAAGAAUGACUUUGACAGUGAUGAUUAUCCUUACGAGAUUAUUUCAGCAGAUUCUCAAUUUCUUGCAAUUCGCCAUAAAAAAUCUGCCAACUUCAUCACCAAAAGCUUGAUAUCAAAAGAUCAAGAAAAUCUUGAAAUAAAUAAAAGAUUUGAAUGGAUUAAUGAAAUCAGCGCUGCAACUUUGCAAGGAAAUUGUUUUUCAGCUGCUGAUGUUGAUAAUUCUUUACUUCAAUAUGAUAUUUCAAGGCAAACAGUUAACUUUCAUCUUAAGCUACCAAAUAAUAACAGCACAGAGAAUUAUUUUCCAUUGUCACUUCAUACUAUUGACGAGAAUAUUCUCAAUCCAAUCAAACAUCGAACUGAACUUUGUACAACAGGAAUUGCAAUGACAGCGGGAAAAAAUGACUCAUUUAUUGUACUUUUCCAACAAAAUUCUCUCGGUGAUGUUUUCAAAAGUUUCUUAAUGACUGAGGAAGAUGAAUUUUCAAACGAGACGCGAUUGGUGAAGAAUUUUGAACAUUGGGAUAAAGCUUUGAGUAUGCAAAAAGAUCCCAAUAAAGAAUUGACAUUAGAUGAACGUUUUGAUAAUCCUGAAUUAAUGUUUACUGAUGUUUAUCGUGUUGAUGAGAUGAAAAAUAUUUUGAACAAUGAAGAUCUGGAAAUUGAUUACGAGAAUAACUUUCAAAUGAGAAGGAAUGAAAGUUGGCGGAUUGACUUGGAAGAAGCAAAAGAAUUUAAAGACAUUUUGUCGCAAAUUCUUCUUAACGAAUGGGACUUGGAUGAAGUAAACGUUCAGCAAAAUCCUUUCUCAGAAGCUUUGUCAACAAACAUAAUACAUGAAGAAAAGGCAAUAGAUAAAGUAAGACGCUGGUUGGAUGAUGAUGUUCAUCUAGAAGGUGAAACAAUGGACACUUCCGAGUUAAUUGAAACUUUUCAAGAAGAUUUAAAUGAAGAAAUCAAAGAAGAAUUUAAUCAAGAAAAAAAUGUUCCAAAAACGAAAAAAUUAUCACAACGUGUUAAAGGAUUUUAA